GCUCCUCCCCGAUCAGCAAGGGCACUUGCUCUUCCCUAUUCUCACCAGAGAGGCACAAGCGCUCCGUCCCUUCCAGCGGCAGGCAGGCGGAGGGAAGAGAAAGGGUCUGUUGUUUUUCUCUCCUUGUUUCUCUCUCCCUCACUGCUGAUCACCAAGCUGCUGACCAGGUCAGAAAGCCCCGAUGGAAAUCCUCCAGUGCUGGGCAGGCCCCUCCUCCUCCAGGGAGCUUGUCCUUGACUAAUUUUUCUUUGUCCCGAUGGGAAAAAAAGAGAGAGAGAAAGAAGAAAAAAGAAAAACCACAAACUUCCUUUGAAAACCAGCUUUCAGUCAGGGCCUGGAGCGCAAACCCUACACUCAGCGACUUAGGAAUCCGAAGACGCUCUGAGCCGCUCGGGUGCACCUGGACUGCGCCCCUGCCUCCCCGGUAGUGUCCCCGGUUGGGCGUGGGUGUGAGUCCGGAAGUGGCUACGACCCAGUCAGGACUGCCGCUUGUAAACCCAUAUAAACCUGUGAAAGCUCUGGCGUUGACAGCUGGAAGACAGCUGGGACUGUGGCGACGCCCCUCAUUGUACCCACCUCCCCCAUCGAAUUGCCAGAGCUGAACUCUCCUUCUCAGUCCUGGAACAGCACCCACUUCUUUAAGGGAAGCUGACUCCACCCAAUGUCUUCAAUCUCACUGGAAUCAUCCCUCUCAAGCCUGAAAGCCCUGUAUCCUCGUUGGUCGCAUCUGGUCGCAGCAAGUUAGAGGUGAAAGAGCUCAGGCUGGGGCCCUUCUGUUUACCUAAGCUCUACUACCCAGGAGUGACUGUACAUGAGACACUAUCUAGCCUUCCACACUAUGUUCCUUUUCUGAGACUUUUCUGGGUCAAUUUUGCUUUCCAGCCCAAUGAUCUCCUUCUUAUUGGAUUAGUCUCUGUUUGGCAUACCAAGCCUAGAUUAGGCAAGUCCUGGAGGACAAAGUCCUUUGAUGCGCAUCAGUUGACCCCUUUUGACCAUGGAACACCAUCAACCCGAGCAUCCAGCCUCUAAUAAGGCCAAGACUGCAGAAGCAGUCAUCCCUGAAAACCACGAGGUCCUGUCAGAACCCGAUGAGCACCCUCAGGACAAGGAUACCAGAGAUGCUGAUGGGGUGGCCAGAGAACAGGAGCCAGAAGACCAAGCCUCACUGCUGGCCCAGGGCCAGGAUAACCUUGAGUCCCCUCCACCUGAUGCUGGCUCAAGCCAACUGGAGCCAGCCCAGGGGACGCAGACUGAGAUAGAGACAGUGGGGGCAUGCUCCAGACCCCAGGAGCUUCCCCAGUCCCCCAGGGUCCGACAGCCUGAGCUAGAUUUCUACUGUGUGAAGUGGAUCCCGUGGAAGGGAGAACAGACACCCAUCAUCACCCAGAGCACUAACGGCCCCUGCCCUCUCCUUGCCAUCAUGAACAUCCUCUUUCUUCAGUGGAAGGUAAAGCUGCCACCUCAGAAGGAAGUGAUCACGUCAGACGAGCUCAUGGCUCAUCUUGGAGACUGCCUCCUGUCCAUCAAGCCCCAGGAGAAGUCAGAGGGACUUCAGCUUAAUUUUCAGCAGAAUGUGGACGAUGCAAUGACAGUGCUGCCUAAACUGGCCACAGGUCUGGAUGUCAACGUGCGAUUCACAGGCGUCUCUGAUUUUGAGUAUACACCCGAGUGCAGUAUCUUUGACCUACUAGGCAUACCUCUGUACCACGGCUGGCUUGUUGAUCCACAGGUCUCAAUCUUUUUGGUACCACCCCCCGCCCCCUUGCGCAUGCAGAGUCCUGAGGCUGUGAGUGCAGUUGGGAAACUGAGUUACAACCAGCUGGUAGAGAAGAUCAUCACCUGCAAGCACUCCAACGACACCAACCUCGUGACCGAAGGCCUGAUCGCAGAGCAGUUCCUGGAGACCACCGCGGCACAGCUGACCUACCAUGGUCUGUGUGAGCUAACGGCCGCUGCCAAGGAGGGUGAACUUAGCGUCUUUUUCCGAAACAACCACUUUAGCACUAUGACUAAGUACAAGAGUCACUUGUACCUACUGGUCACCGACCAGGGCUUUCUACAAGAGGAGCAAGUGGUGUGGGAGAGCCUGCACAAUGUGGAUGGAGACAGCUGCUUUUGUGACUCUGACUUUCACCUAAGUCAUUCCUUGGGCAAGGGACCUGGAGCAGAAGGUGGGAGUGGCUCCCCAGAAAAGCAGCGGCAGGUAGACCAGGACUACCUGAUCGCCUUGUCCCUACAGCAGCAGCAGCAGCAUCCACGAGGCUCAUUGGGUCUUAGUGACUUGGAACUGGCCCAGCAACUUCAGCAAGAGGAGUACCAACAGCAACAAGCGGUCCAGCCUGUACCAGCACGGGCCCCAUCACCGCUGGGGAGAGGAGCCACCUCUGGACGCCCAGCCGGGGAGCGUAGGCAGAGGCCGAAGCAAGAAUCUGACUGCAUCCUCCUGUAGCCUGCUCGGUGCCAGGCUGCCCAGCCUCCUCUUUCAGAGGCAAUGGCUAUUUUGCUUGCUCUCCGCUGCUCGGCCCCUGAGAUAUGCAGGGUAACUUAUUUAUGGACUGUUGUAGAUCAGAGCAGGCAGUAAAUGCCAAGGUCAGGCUGAGUGACGUCCUUGCCUUCAUGUGCUGCCACCUUCUUUUCCUCCCAAUCAUCCAGGGCAACACUGGGGUUGGUGGGGUGAGGAUUUCUGAUUCCCAGCUCCCUUGCCCCAGAAUAGUCACACUAACAUACAGACUCAGGCUCCAGGGUGUGGUCCCUGUCUAGAAUGCAUCUCCCCUACUUCCCACCCCUGGCUGCGUGGGUCCUCCUGGCUAUCCUGCAGGCCUGUCUCUGUUUCAGGGUUUGAUUUGGUUUCUAUCUCCAUUAUUUGUAAUGCCUUCCUAGGGGUUUGGAAAUAAAACUUCUUUCCCAAGAUCUCUUGUUUGCCUUACCCUGUGGCAGUUGGGUUAAGUAUUUGACCCAACUGAGGAAUGCAAAAGGGGGUAGGGGGAGGGGAGGGUAAAGAGGCUUGGAAGGGGUUGCCUGUCAUUUCUAACAGAGCCAGCAGGGGGAACCAAAGCCUGCUUUUUCCUUUUUUGUUUUUGUUUAUCUGUUUUUGGUAGGUCUUCUUUGGGAAACAGGACUCUAAUUUGGGAGGUGGGUUUCCAAGUCCCUGCUCUGGACAGAUGAAUUUGGAGGUUGUGCUCCCUGCUAACCCAAGACUUCCCAGGCAAGGGAGGGGCAGCUUGAUUGUUGCUUCUCAGUUCAUACAGAUGGUCCUUUGCUACCUCUGACCGUUUCUGACCUCAUUCUGGUUCUCAGUGAUUUUGCUUGAAAUUUCCUGGGGAAGAGAGAAUAAUGGAGGUGAGAGGAGUCACUGAGGGGAGGGUGGCUGUUGAUAACUACAGCACUAGAGCCCAAAACAGGAUUCCUGUUGAAUAUCCAAGUGCACAUCAAAGGCACCUCCAACUUCAAGGCCUCCUCUCAACCCAAGUCCUGCUCCACCCAAACUUCAAUCAGGGAACACGACGACUGUGAAGUUUGCCAAAAGAAUUCAAGUAUCAGUAAGAUGUCCUCGCCAGGGUACAGGAGGGAUGAUUAGGGCAGAAACACCAAAGAGAUCCCAUUACCCCACACCCAAGACAGCUAGGGGACCCAGGUGCAGACAUCACUUCAAGAUGAGGGAAAUUAAGGGAUUUAAAAGAAACUUCAAGUUCCAGCCUCAACAAGAAGCUGGAGCAUGUGGUGCUCAGUGAGGCGUUAUCCUAUUUGGAGGCCCAGCUGCUCUCCUGCAGGCUCAGCGGAACACGAGAAUCUCAGAUCCUUGAAUGUCAUGUGGGGAUGGGGGGCAGGGAGGCCUCAAAUGUCUUCAGCCCUGCACAGGGCUAGUAAGGCUGACUGGCAGUCCCCUUUCACUGCGUCCUGCAGGAAAGAGAGUCAAGUGUUAGAAAGACCCACUGUCACCAUGGCCCAGGCACUCUAUCCCUUUCCUCAUGCUGGUCCAGAACUUGUCUGGUCCUGAAGUCCUAAAUUAACCAAAGAAUCAUGAGUUCUCCAGGGCAUGAAUAUGCUCAGCUCUGUGCUGGGAGUGUAAGGUGGAGGAGGGGGUGAAGCUCUGGGGCUCCAGGUUAAGAACUAGCCAAGUCUCACCUGGAGGGAAGAGUAGAGGGACUUCCCAAAUUUCUUUUUGAACUCAGCUCGGAUGCUUAGGAGGUCAGUCUCACUUCGAGAGAUGAGGAUACGCAUCAGGACUUGGUAAUUGGGUUCAGUUUCCUGGUAGAGGAAGAAACAGAAUAGGGAGGGGGUGGUAGUAAGAUUCUCACAGAGUAGGGAUUGGAUGGCACGGUGAAUUAUUCUAGGAAGUGGAGGUGAGGUAAGAGUCCAGGGAAAAGAGAAGUAUACAUUAUCUAGGGACAAAAAUUAUCAUUGUCCGGCCUCAUGGAAGAUGAUGCAACAGGAAAGAUCAGUCUUUGUGGGGGCAGUUGGAGUAUUUCUGAUUCCUUCCACAUGUGUUACCUGGCUCUGCCACUAGCUUAGAGCCUUAUUCCUCCAGAGCUUGGUGGUGGGCAGCUCCAAUGGCAGGUACUCAAAGAAGGAUAGAAAAGACUUGCUACCUGUAAAGAGUUCCAGAGUGAAAGCCAGGAAGACUUUUUUUUUUUUUUGUGAGGAGAUCAGCCCUGUGCUAACAUCCACCAAUCUUCCUCUUUUUUUUUUGCUGAGGAAGACUGGCCCUGGGCUAACAUCUGUGCCCAUCUUCCUCCACUUUAUAUGGGACGCUGCCACAGCAUGGCUUGCCAAGCAGUGCGUUGGUGCGGCCGGGAUCCGAACCGGCAAAUCCCGGGCCGCCGCAGCAGAGCGCAUGCACUUAACCUCUUGCGCCACCGGGCCUGCCCCAAGGAAGACUGUUUUUAACUUCCAAGUUAGUGAAUGUCUAAGGAGGAUACACCCACUCUGUCCCCAGACUGAGUUGAUGGGGCUCUGAUAGGGAGCAAGGUCGUGUGACUUCUCGUUCUGAUCCUGACCCGCAAGGGCCAUCUUGCAUCCUCAUCUUUACACAUCAGUUUCUCCUGGUUGGACCCUGGGGCUCAGCAUCACUGACCUCCUCCUAUACCUGCAGCAGGCCUCUUACGUUUUGGUCAAAGAAGGUCAUGGAGAGUUCAGUUUAGAAAUAAUAGAGGUACAAUACAUCAUCUGAUCAUGAAUUAUAAUGGAUUAUAAUAAGUAAUGUUUUCAUGAGAGAUUUCUAAAUAAAAACUUUUGGUUGCAAAAA
Messenger RNA from Diceros bicornis minor, 5245 nucleotides. RefSeq names its product MINDY lysine 48 deubiquitinase 1 (gene MINDY1). Gene Ontology annotation, molecular function: K48-linked deubiquitinase activity; cysteine-type deubiquitinase activity; cysteine-type carboxypeptidase activity. The record is from RefSeq and is a predicted model, not a curated record. The transcript is spliced from 10 exons. Bases 995 to 2449 code for a protein of 484 amino acids. NCBI's taxonomy places the organism in Eukaryota, Metazoa, Chordata, Mammalia, Perissodactyla, Rhinocerotidae. Gene Ontology annotation, biological process: protein K48-linked deubiquitination. Gene Ontology annotation, cellular component: cell periphery; cytosol.